This is a messenger RNA of Otolemur garnettii (small-eared galago), 3843 nucleotides long. It is a transcript of the gene ZNF782, whose product is annotated as zinc finger protein 782. Gene Ontology annotation, molecular function: DNA-binding transcription repressor activity, RNA polymerase II-specific. The record is from RefSeq and is a predicted model, not a curated record. Gene Ontology annotation, biological process: negative regulation of transcription by RNA polymerase II. The transcript has 5 exons. Lineage: Eukaryota; Metazoa; Chordata; Mammalia; Primates; Galagidae. Bases 483 to 2588 code for a protein of 701 amino acids.
UCCCGCUUCCUCAUUUGGCUUCUCGGACGUUGGGGAAGUGGUUUGGCGACGUCCGCAUGUAGUUGCAAAAUAGAGGGUGCGCUGCGAGAUGAGAACUCGGGUGACCAGCCGUGAGGGGUGCGCUUGCGCCCGGGAGGAGCAGCGGGAAGUGCCUCUGAUUCCCGCCCUUCAACAUCAGUGAACGCGAUAGGGCUAGCCUUCCUUCGGGGGAAGGCCGGCAGGGAGAAAUCCUGACCCCGCGGGCUCCGGGGAGCGGUUGGAGCCGAACGCUGGUCUGGAGCAGGUGCUCGGUGCGGGCCCUCGUAUGCGAACCAUGAGACUUGCCCACCCGGCGGUGGGCAGGGAAAGCUCGUUUAUAAAGUUGGCGACAGACGUGCCUGAAAGCGCGGGCAGUGGGCCUGAGGCCAGACCACGAGCUCUGGAGCCCGAAAGACCACGCUGAGCCUUCAUAGUGCUCUGCACUCUCCUGAAAGCUAAGGAAAAUGAACACAUCUCAGGCAUCAGUGUCAUUCAAGGACGUGACUGUGGAAUUUACCUGGGAGGAGUGGCAGCAGAUGGGCCCUGUUCAGAGGAACUUGUACAGAGAUGUGAUGCUGGAGAACUAUAGCCACCUUGUCUCAGUGGGGUACUGCUUUACAAAACCAGAACUGAUCUUCACAUUGGAACAAGGAGAAGAUGCAUGGUUAUUAGACAAAGGCAAAGAAUUUCUAAGCAGGAGCUCCCUAGAAGACUCCCAACCUGAUGAAAUCUCAGAGAAGAGCCCAGAAAAGUACAAUAAACAUUUGUGGCAAGUUUUAUUCACCAACAAAUCAUUGACUACAAACCCAGAAAUUUCAGAAAAACCAUGUAAUAUGAACAUAACCUUUUUUCCUGCACAAAUGAUGCCAUGUAAAUGUGACACUGCAGGGCCUACUUACCUGGGUCUCAGUCUCUUGGCCCCACAUUGUCAGUAUUCAAAAAAGAAGGCUCAUGAGGAUAAUGUUUGUGAGAAAUGGCUCCUCAGUAUUAAAGAUGGCAGAAGUAAUAUUCAAGAGAAAUAUGGUAUUUAUAGUAAAAAAGCAAAAGCCCUCAGUCAUAAGGAGGAAGUUACUCAGCAUCAGACAAUUCAGACUUUGGGGCAAGCUUUUGAACAUAGUGAAAGUAAAAAAGCUUUCCUUGACAAGGCUACCCUUCUUACCUCUAAGAGUGCCCACCAAAAAGUAAAAUCUUAUAAAACCAAUAAAUUUGAGGAAAACCGAUGUGAUAAAUCUACUUUUAUUGUGUCUCAGAGCAUUCGUCCAAAGGAGAAGUGUCAUUACAAGUUUAAUGAAAACUUAAGAGAUUAUUUCCCAAACAUCACUGAAGAAACUGACACAGAAGGGAAAUCUUUUAGCUCAAAUGCACAUGUUAGAGAAUAUCAGCGAGUUCAUAUAGGGGUGAAACCUUUUGAAUAUGGAAAACAUUUCAACCAAAAUUCAGUCCUCCUAGUGCAUCAAAGUACUCCCACAACAGACAAAUCCUCUGACGGUAACACAUAUGCAGAGACAGUCAGCUAUCAGUCAACUUUCAGUGUACAUCACAGAAUUCACAUAAAAGCAAAACCCUCUAAGUAUCAUGAAUGUGGAAAAUCCUGCUCUAUGAAUUCAUGCUUGAGUCAGCCUCAGAAAAUUUACACAGGGGAGAAGCCCUAUGAAUGUCAUGAAUGUGGGAAAGCUUUCAGCGAGAAAUCACGUCUAAGAAAACAUCAGAGAACUCACACAGGAGAAAAACCAUAUAAAUGUGAUGGAUGUGAGAAAGCUUUCAGUGCAAAGUCAGGACUGAGGAUACAUCAGAGAACCCACACAGGGGAGAAACCCUUUGAAUGUAAAGAAUGUGGAAAAUCUUUCAAUUAUAAGUCAAUCCUCAUAGUGCAUCAAAGAACUCACACAGGGGAAAAACCUUUUGAAUGUAAUGAAUGUGGCAAAUCCUUCAGCCAUAUGUCAGGGCUAAGGAAUCAUCACAGAACUCACACUGGAGAAAGACCUUAUAAAUGUGGUGAAUGUGGGAAAGCUUUCAAACUGAAGUCAGGCCUAAGAAAACAUCAUAGAACACAUACAGGGGAGAAGCCCUACAAAUGCAAUCAGUGUGGAAAAGCUUUUGGUCAGAAGUCACAACUCAGAGGACACCAUAGAAUUCACACAGGGGAAAAACCCUAUAAGUGUAAUCAUUGUGGGGAAUCUUUCAGUCAGAAAUCAAAUCUCAGAGUACAUCACAGAACUCAUACUGGGGAGAAACCCUUUAAGUGUGAUGAGUGUGGAAAAACAUUCAGGCAGAAAUCAAAUCUCAGAGGGCAUCAAAGAACUCACACAGGGGAGAAACCCUAUGAAUGUAAUGAAUGUGGAAAAGCUUUCAGUGAGAAGUCAGUCUUAAGAAAACAUCAGCGAACUCACACAGGGGAGAAGCCCUAUAAUUGUAAUCAGUGUGGGGAAGCAUUCAGUCAGAAAUCAAACCUCAGAGUACAUCAGAGAACACACACACGGGAAAAACCCUAUAAAUGUGAUAAAUGUGGGAAGACUUUCAGUCAGAAAUCAAGCCUUAGAGAACAUCAGAAAGCCCACCCAGGAGAUUAAACAUAUGCAUGUGAUGAAUGUGCGAAAACUCUUACUGGAAAAUCAAUCAUCAUAAUAUGUAAAAAAAAAACACAGGAGAGAAUAUGAAUGUAGUGAAUAUUGGAAUUUCUUCUGUAUAAUAUAAACCUUUGGAAAAUAUAAAAGAACAUAGGGAGACAUACUUGAAUAUUUUAUGAGGGCAGACUUUCAGCUACAGUGAAAUCCUCACUGGAUAUCAGAGAAAUCUCCCAGCAAAGAAACCCAUAAAGAUUAUAAAUAUGGGAAAUGCUCUGUGAACUCAAUCCUUAGAAAACUCAUGCUACAUGCUAUAGAAAAAUCUCUGAAAAAUAAAUAAAAAUGUGAAAAUUUUGUGCCAGCAAUCAGAACUCAUUCAUCAUCAGAGAUCUCACACAAUGAGAAAGUUUAGCCAAAAGCCUACUAUGUCCCUGUAGCAGAAAAUAUAUAAGAGAAUGAAGACUUCAUGACAUAUCAAAGUAGAGAAAAAUGAGGGUAAUGGAUGUGGAAAUCCUCAUACCAUAAGUCAACCUUAAGUUUGACUUACAUGAAAGUAAUUACCACGUCAUAUAAUGAUUAUUAAAAUGUUCAUCAAUAAACAUAUCCACUUCUUCCUCAUUUCAUGCUUAGUAUAGAUUUCUCAACUAACUUGUUGUCCAAAUAGGGUCAUAUUGUUAACCUCUAGUUAGUGGUAUUUGUGGGGAGGGAAGGCCAAUGACAGACAAGUCUCAGUAAAUACAUCACUCAAAUUAUCAAUAUUUUCUUCUAUCUUUCAUGAGAAUGAAUGGAGGGGAAUGUCAGGGUUCAGGCACUAGUGAUGGAAAAGUACAAGAUAGUAGGAACCAAAGUCGAAGAAUGGCUCUGUAGAAUGAAGUUUUCUUCUCCAUGUACACAGUUGGAGUUUUUGCAGUGAGGAAAGAAACUUGUUCUCUGCUAAGCUUCUAAAGAUUUGAAUUAUACUUAAUAGUGACAUAAACUCACCAACAUCACUUAAGAAAACCUACGUAUGCGAUCUUUCAGGACAUCUGCUUAUCAGGAAUGUCACAAAGGAGAAACUUCUGACAGCAUUCGGUAUGACCAUAGCUUUUAUCCACAUCUCUUCCUCACCAUUCAGAUUAAUAUCAGAGAAAGAAAUAUAACAUUGCAAUACACAUAGGAAAUCCUCCACAAAAAAAAUUCUGUGAAGUAUCUGAGAAUUGAGUUUUGAAUAUGUGAAAGUUUUCAACAAAGUAUUCCACAGUAUUAUCAGAGUUUGUUAUAA